AUGAAGCUUACUACCCUCCACACAACUUUAUUCGUACUCUCUGCAUCUCUUGCCCUCGCCGCAAAUUCCACCGAAACAGCCACAGCCACCUUCGACACAGCCUACGACAACGCAAGCCUCUCUCUAUCAACAGUAACCUGCUCCAACGGCGAGAACGGCCUCGUCACAAAAGGGUACAAUACUAUCGGUGACCUACCCACUCAGGAUGUUACAGGCUCCCUAACCAUCAAGGGGUGGAAUGACGCUAACUGCGGCGCGUGCUACUCGUUAUCGUACAAGAAUGAGACUGUCUAUGUUGUGGCUAUUGAUGCUGCGACUGGAGAGUUUAAUGUUGCGCAGAGGGUUUUGGAUAAGUUGACGAAUGGGCAUGCGCAGGACUUUGGGAGUGUGACGGUCGAUUAUGAGGAGGUUGAUGGGUCGAAGUGUGGAUUUUAA
Molecule: messenger RNA, 435 nt
Organism: Talaromyces amestolkiae
Lineage: Eukaryota; Fungi; Ascomycota; Eurotiomycetes; Eurotiales; Trichocomaceae
Exons: 1
Coding region: 1-435 (144 amino acids)
Source: RefSeq, a predicted model, not a curated record